AUGGCCGAUGCACCAACAUCAGCGCGCCAUUUCGCAACAGCGUCAACAGCGACUCCCAACACGACGAAGCCGCCCGAGAAAGCAUUUGGCAUUCUCCCACAAACCCUCACCCUGCACUCCACAACCCUCGUAAACGACGAUACCGCACUCCUGACUUUCUCCCUCCCGCAAGGCUCAUCAGGAUCACCUCAAGUUUCAGGUCUCCCUUUGACAUCGACCCUUCUGUCCCUAACAUGGCCAAGCGGCUCCUGGACGCCCAUUGUGCGCCCAUAUACUCCCGUCUCGUCUUCCUCGACCCCUGGCGAGAUACAAUUUCUCAUCAAAAAGUACCCUGGCGGAAAGGUGAGUUCGCAUAUGCAUUCCUUGAAGCCAGGAGAUACAGUGCGCUUCGUGGCCGUUCCGGGCGCGAAACAUGUGCCCUCGACGAAUGAGAUGAAACCAGCGCGCGUCUCAAUGAUCGCAGGCGGUGCAGGCAUAACUCCCAUGCUGCAACUCAUCCGCGGGAUAUUGGGCAAUCCAGAUGAUUAUACGCGGAUUCGACUUUUAUGGGGUGUGAAUACACCCUCGGAUGCGUAUCUAAUGGAUGAGUUCGCGGCGCUGAAAUUGAGGUUCCCGGGAAGAUUUGAUGUGCGGUAUGUGGUUAGUAAGGCAGACGAAGUCCAAUCUCAAACGGAAAAGGGUCGGAUUGAUGGCGCGCUACUGGCCAAGUUGAGGUGGGCGCCGAAAUGCAGUGAGGAGAAGGUGUAUGUGUGCGGGCCGCCGGGAAUGGAGGAGAGCUUGGUGGGGAAACAAGGAGUUCUAAUUGAGAUGGGUUAUAGGAAAGGGCAGGUUGUGAAAUUUUGA
Molecule: messenger RNA, 843 nt
Organism: Pseudovirgaria hyperparasitica
Lineage: Eukaryota; Fungi; Ascomycota; Dothideomycetes; Acrospermales; Acrospermaceae
Product: ferredoxin reductase-like protein
Exons: 1
Coding region: 1-843 (280 amino acids)
Biological process (GO): ergosterol biosynthetic process
Molecular function (GO): cytochrome-b5 reductase activity, acting on NAD(P)H
Source: RefSeq, a predicted model, not a curated record